AGGGAGACCGGCCUAACAGACCGUCCGUGCACCACCACUGCCAAGCCCAACUUCGAGACGCUCAUCGUCAGAGACAACUUCCUCCACGCAAAACAAGAUGGCUCCUUCCACAAUCAUUAGGAUAAUGGCAGUAAAAACUUCACAGUAUACGGGGGAAAACGGCACGGAUUUUUUUAUGGGGUUUUUUAUGGGGAUUUGGUCCGUGCUUGAGCAAGCCAUCUUUAUGGUCAUGGUUUUUCUCGGAAAAGGAACCUUUCGGAACAUAAAUGUUCCUCCAGGCAUAAAUGUUCCUCCAGGCAAAGUAAAUCGGUUAGCUCUAGGGUACCACCGGGACGAGCUCCCUCGAAGCUUUGAAUUCCCUCGGUGCUACCCUCACUUUUAUUUCUCAUCAACCGAUCUUUCCAAUCCCGCGGUGUACAAAUGGAUCGCCACGCACUUGGUCAAGUUGUUCUGCGUUUACAAGCUCAAUACAUUCGCUCCGCUAUUGCAACGGAAAUUGAGACGUUUGAGAACUCCUUCGAUGACAUCUUGCAAACGGCCAGCCUAUUUUUGGUAACCACCGAAAGGGUCGCACAAUCUCCUUCGCUGGUGAUCGUCGAUCAGCCUGCUGUGGUCAAGACCGUUUGUCACUUUCUCGCGGCGUCAAACGCCAUACUCGAGUUUCUCAAUUUUCAACAGAGAAGGACUCGACUUGCUUCGGGAGGGGACGAAUCUCUGGAAAAACAAGUUAAGGAAUCCCAAGCGCUAGUGAAGGAGCUUCUCGCCACUCUUCUGCUUUACAAGACAGCCGAAACCUACCCGGGCAGGGACUGUGGCCUCAUCUACAACGAGGACGUCAAGGUUUAUGGCGACUUUCUUCUCCACAAGUACGGCCAUGUUGAGCAGAGCGACGUCCCCGACCCAGCGGACGAUAAUGAGGAGACGGAGAGGUUGAUUCAGUACUGGCACACAGAGAGCUUGGUUCAUCCGUUGAGGCAUGUUCCAGGCAACCCAUGGCACAAGUUCUUUGGAAACCUCCAGCCAGGCCCGAUAGUGAGACCAGAGUUGUUCAGGGAGCGCAAGCCGCAACCGUACUUCAGGCUCAUGUUUCCGACUACCAUUACCUGGGUACAACCCGAGAUCCGCCGCGAUUAUGAUAAUUAUCGCGAAAUGUUUGAGAGAUUUCUCCGAUUCCCUGGACCACGUCUCCCGGAGGCCAUCAGAGCCGCCAGGACUAGAAGAGUCCAGUGCCGCUUGUCCCAUUAUUUCAGGGGCUGGAAGAGAACCGAGGAGGCAGCGAUCUUGUGUCUGGAGGAUAUGAGUGAGAUUCCUUGCCCGGAAUAUGACCUCUUGGGUCUCUCAAGACUCGAGGCGUUGAAUGCUGAGAUCAAUGCCCCAGACUUGGCAGGGAUUGCUUUGUUGGGAGAGGAUAUCCCCGAUGUCCCCAUUUUCCUAGAAGCGGAGGGCCGCAAAUACUGUCUCGAGUUCGACGGCGAGCGGGAUUGGUAGGCUUUAGAGCCUCUGCGUUUCGUUUGAGAUCGAGUACAGAAAAACCCUUCGGGGUUUUGGGGCAGUUAUGACGGAGUUAUGACGGUCCAUUUAACUCCGCAGCGACUUUCGGGUGCUGCAGGAUGAAAUUCAGUUUCGGAAAUCGGUCCAGUGCAAACUGAUUUCCAGCCCGCAGCGCCUCUCUCCAUCUGUCGCUCUUAUAAUGACAAUCUGUUGGGAAUUAUGUCAUCCGUCGAACCGGACC
Chaetomium fimeti is the source of this 1732-nucleotide messenger RNA. RefSeq lists its product as uncharacterized. The transcript is spliced from 5 exons. Bases 421 to 1488 code for a protein of 355 amino acids. Lineage: Eukaryota; Fungi; Ascomycota; Sordariomycetes; Sordariales; Chaetomiaceae. The record is from RefSeq and is a predicted model, not a curated record.